AGUUGAUCAAUUCGUAUAUAUUUCUUGGCAACCGCGCAGCAGAAUCUAACCUUAUCAGUUCUCGUCCAAGUCCUUCACGAUUCCAGCAGGAGAUCAAAUAUUAAUCAUGUCAUGGUUCUGGGGUUGCCAGACGUGCGGAUUCCCACACACUGUCGAUCUAUUCUGGUCAGCUAUCAGAUCCUCUCCCGGUUGAUCUGCAGGUUGCCAGUACUUCAAAUGGCUUGAAAUACCCAGACAUUCUCAGAUUAACUCAACCACUUUGUCUUUUUCAAUCUAAAAUUUUCACAGACGCUUGUCAAUAUGUUGUCAUUUGUGUCACUGUGUUUCGCACUGGUGGCUGGCGCCAUUGGGGGGGAGCUUCCUAAGAAUGAGGAAGUGGGCGCCAGGCUAUACGACACGGGAUAUAUUCACGAGACUAUCAUGGCAAAGAAACAUGCUACGUGGGAUCGGCAGCGCGCCGCGGGUGUGAUGCAAUCUAACCGGUAUCCUGAGAUAGCUUCUAAAGUCCGAUGUGUCGACGGCACUGCCGUUGUGCCGCCUGGCGGGCAAUUGAAUACAUUCAGAUGCAAGGGUAUUGAUCUUAUCCAUUUUCUCAGCCACGCGGAACUUGGAAGCGCAACUGGCGAAGGCUCAUCUACGUGGGGCUGGACCUCUCCUGGGGGUCGAGAAUUCAUUGCCCUAGGACAAGCCGAUGGGACUGCGUUCCUCGAAAUCAACAAGCAAGGAAAGAUGGUCUAUCUUGGACGUCUCCCUACGAAUUCGGUUCCUGCUAUCUGGCGAGAGAUUCGCGGCUACAGGAAUUAUAUGGUCAUUGGUUCUGAAGCUGUGGGCCACAACAUCCAAUUAUUCGACAUGACCAAGCUUCUCAACGUCGACCCUGCUUCUCCUACAGUCUUCUCGAAUUUGACAGACGUUACCGGCCAUUUCACUGACUUGCCGAUUGGCCGAACACAUAACGUGGUCACCAAUGAAGAGGCUGGCUGGGCCUACUCUGUCGGAGCCGCCCCCCGAAAUUCAACCUGCAAGGCAGGGUUGAUCUUCAUCGAUCUGAAGGAUCCUUCUAACCCGACUUCGCCGGGGUGCAAUGCCGACGAUGGUUAUGUGCACGAUGCGCAAUGCGUGAUCUAUAGGGGACCUGAUUUCAAGUAUUGGGGACGCGAAAUCUGCUAUGGUUAUAAUGAGGACACUCUCACCAUAUAUGAUGUUACGGACAAGUCGAAGUCAACUAUCAUCUCUCGUACUUCAUAUGAGGGUGCGAACUAUACCCACCAAGGUUGGCUGCUCGACCAGAAAUGGCAGAAAUAUCUUGUCCUUGACGAUGAGUACGACGAGUACGAAAAGAUUGAACCAGCCGCCGAUGGCCAUCCGGUGACGUACAUCUGGGAUGUCAGCAACCUCGACAAGCCAAAGAACACUGGCUACUUCAAGAACACCAACGCCCACAGUGUCGACCACAACCAGUAUGUCAUCGAUGGCUUCGCUUUUCAAUCGAACUACGGCUCCGGUUUCCGGGUCCUCGACCUCCGAUCUAUCCCUGAUGACCCGACUGGAGGGGGCGUGGAAGAAGUCGCAUUCUUCGAUAUCUAUCCUGAAGAUGAUUCUACACCCGGUGGUGGUGUUAUUGACUUCGUUGGAACUUGGGGAUCAUAUGCGUAUUUCAAGUCGGGAUAUAUCUUCGUGAAUACCAUUGAGCGCGGCGGGUUCGUGCUUAAGCUACAGAAACCAUUACCUAGGGGCUUCAGCGCAAGGAGGUGAGCGUCCAAGGACCUAGACCAAGACCAAGCGGUUGUUCGCUCUAAGACUAUAGUUAUUUCAUAAUUCACAUAGGUUAGAUAUAUUCGAAGGCCACCAUGGUGACUAGCUACAGC
Eremomyces bilateralis CBS 781.70 is the source of this 1868-nucleotide messenger RNA. RefSeq lists its product as uncharacterized. Bases 301 to 1755 code for a protein of 484 amino acids. The record is from RefSeq and is a predicted model, not a curated record. NCBI's taxonomy places the organism in Eukaryota, Fungi, Ascomycota, Dothideomycetes, Eremomycetales, Eremomycetaceae. Gene Ontology annotation, cellular component: extracellular region. The transcript has 6 exons.